CUCGAGUCAGGCGGAUCAGAGAUCAGAAUACGCGGUGCAAUAAAACCCGAUCGCGAAUAUCUGUGAGUGGAAUUGGCAUGCACGAAUCUAGCUGAUAAGCCCAUUGUUAUUCGGAUGCCUUUUAUUCUCUUUCGGGGAGCAUGUUUAUUUGCUCGUCUGCGGCGAUUAUAAAAUGUUUGUUUGAAACAAACCAGUAACCCGUAAAAACUCCGCAAAAUAGGUUAAGUUAAGAGUCAUUAUAGUGCUAAUAUAUCCGGAACGGUCGGACGAGAUCAUCCAUCAUUGGCAGAGUGUCACCCACAGACUUGUCGCCCAUUUGCUGUCCCACAUCUUCCUCACUCCAUUCACGGCGAUGUCAUUUCAUCUGGGUAAAUUCAGCAGUUUUACCUGGUUAUUAGCUGCCGGAUUAGUUUUUUGUUUUACCUUAUCCAGCGCUAGUAAAACCACAUCCGAAAAGCCCAAUAUUGUCAUUAUAAUGGCCGAUGAUCUGGGUUUCGACGAUGUGAGUUUUCGGGGCUCUAACAACUUUCUGACUCCCAAUAUCGACGCACUGGCUUAUAGUGGAGUUAUUCUGAACAAUCUCUAUGCAGCUCCCAUGUGCACUCCCAGUCGGGCUGCUCUUCUAACUGGAAAAUAUCCCAUCAAUACAGGUAUGCAGCAUUAUGUGAUCGUGAACGAUCAGCCUUGGGGUCUUCCGUUGAACGAGACGACGAUGGCGGAGAUUUUCCGAGGAAAUGGCUACCGAACCAGUCUCCUGGGAAAGUGGCAUUUGGGGAUGUCCCAGCGAAACUUUACACCCACUGAACGGGGCUUCGAUCGCCACUUAGGAUACCUUGGAGCUUAUGUGGAUUAUUACAGCCAGAGCUAUGAACAAACGAACAUAGGUUACAAUGGCCACGAUUUCCGGGACAAUCUUAAGUCCACCCAUGAUCAGGUGGGACAAUAUGUCACCGACGUGCUCACCAAUGCCGCCGUUCAGGAAAUCGAGGAUCACGGGUCGAAGAAUAAUAGCCAGCCGCUCUUCCUGCUUUUGAGUCACCUGGCGCCCCAUGCUGCAAAUGACGAUAAUCCUAUGCAGGCUCCAGAAGAUGAGUUGGCCCUAUUUGAUUACAUUCGAAAUGACACCCAUCGUUACUAUGCCGCAAUGGUUUCCCGACUGGACAAAAGCGUGGGAAAGGUCAUAGACGCUUUGUCGCGACAGGAAAUGCUCCAGAAUACCAUCGUACUCUUUCUGUCUGAUAAUGGUGGGCCGACCCAGGGGCAGCACUCCACCACCGCCUCCAACUACCCAUUAAGAGGACAAAAGAACUCACCCUGGGAGGGCGGGCUGCGUUCCUCGGCGGCCAUUUGGAGCACUGAGUUCGAGCGAUUGGGAAGUGUGUGGAAGCAGCAGAUCUAUAUUGGCGAUCUCCUGCCCACGCUGGCGGCAGCAGCCGGAAUAUCUCCGGAUCCCGAACUCCGCCUGGAUGGCCUGAACCUCUGGUCGGCCCUCAAGUACGGAUACGAAUCGGUGGAGCGGGAAAUUGUCCACGCAAUCGAUGAGGAUGUUGCGGAGCCACAUCUUUCUUACACGCGUGGCAAGUGGAAGGUGAUCAGCGGCACCACCAGUGGCGGUGCCUACGAUGGCUGGCUGGGAGAAAGGGUGACCAGUGAGGAGGAUCCCCGGUCCGUGGAGUACGAGGAUCUCAUCCGGAACACCAGUGUUUGGCAGCAGUUGCAGCGCGUAACCGCCGGGGAUCGCAACAUCAGCGAACUAAGGGAUCAAGCGAGGAUCGAUUGCCCACCUCCAGCGACUGGAAUCAAACCCUGUUUGCCCCUCGAAGCACCCUGCCUCUUCGACAUCGAGGAGGAUCCCUGCGAGCAGAGCAACCUCUACGAGGAAUACCGAAAUUCAACUAUAUAUCUUGACCUUUGGGAGCGAGUUCAGCAGUUUGCCAAACAAGCUCAUCCUCCUAACAACAAGCCAGCGGACCCGGAUUGCAAUCCACGGUUUUACCACAAUGAAUGGACCUGGUGGCAGGACGAGCAGGCCUCCAGUUCGGGGACCACGUUGCGUAUGACUGUCUUCAGGUUGUUCCUGUUAAUCAUCCUGACAAGUCGAUGGAUUAUCUAAUUUCAGGAAAUUAGGUUUCUAUUUAACUAUUAGACCUUAAAGAGUUUUAAAAAAUGAAGUAUGAUGCAGAUUGCAACGUUAUUACGACUUUAAAGUAAUUUAUUUUGUAGGUUGAAAUAAAUUGAAACAACAACUAGCAAAUUACCCAAAUAAUAAAAUUAAUUAUUUACAUCUUACUAACAAGAUUCAGAUCCAGAAUUAAUAUCAGCAAAUGUACUUAUAAGUUGCAUACUAAAUUAUAUAUAAAACCAGUACCUUGAUAUCGUUGUCAAUAGUCAACUCACUCUGAAUCGAGAGUUUGUAGAAAACUAAUAUGGAUCAUUUAUAUUAGACCAACUGGAAAAAGCUUCUGGGAACUGUCUUUAUGGCUCCAGUAUCGAAUAACCAAUAGGCUUGCUUAUCUUAUCAAUCACUUCUGUGAAAGCUGAUAAAUACAAAACCCCCUUUAAUUCAAUUAAAACAUUAGACGAAAGAACUCUGUCAAUCAAGAAGGCUUGGAAAGUAUUUAUCGAAAUUAUAGAAAUUGUGAGGACCUAUAUAAUUUACAACAGCUUUACUUGGUUUAUGUUAUAAACAUGGUCAAAUUUCCUAUGAAAUUAUGAUAAGAUUCAAUAUUUUUUUUAGUAAUCAGAAAUCUCAAGUAGAAUCUGUUGUUAUUUUAUGUAUCAAAUAAACCUUAAUAAUUUAUAUACUAACUCAGACUAAAUGUGUUAAAUACUUGAGUAAAUAUUUUUAAAAAUAAA
Molecule: messenger RNA, 2856 nt
Organism: Drosophila ficusphila
Lineage: Eukaryota; Metazoa; Arthropoda; Insecta; Diptera; Drosophilidae
Product: arylsulfatase B
Exons: 7
Coding region: 353-2113 (586 amino acids)
Source: RefSeq, a predicted model, not a curated record